AAAUCCAUAUCAUAGUCAAGUCCAAGUAUCAUCAUCUGAUCCUCUUCCUCGGUUAGCGUACUGUGAAUACAGUCUCCUUGAAUUGAAUCUCUUCAGUGCAAGCUAUUCUAAUGGAAAAUUAGGGUUUUUUUUGUCCUUUUCUUUCUUUGCGUCUUAUUUGGGAAUUCGAAUUGAUUUCAUUGGAAUAAUGGUGGAGAGACGGAGUCCUCUGAUUCUAUCAUCCACCAGAACUACACUCCGUUCAGUGCUCAAUUCGUUACAACCCGUCUCUUCCGAUGGCGAACGAGUUCCGAAUCACGACGGGGUUGUUUCGGGUGCAUCCGUUAAGUUGUCUGCGGGGAUUCUCCGGUGCCACAAUGAUUCGAAAUUGGAUACUUUGGAUGACUCUUCUUUGGUGGGACUCUCUACUCAACUGCUCAAGAGACUAUCUAUCAACUCUGGUUCUUUGGUUGUUGUGAAGAACAGUGAGAUAGGCAUUCACCGGGUUGCACAAGUUGUUGUACUUGAUCCUCCCAACAAGCUUGAAGAUGCAUCUCUCACUAGUAUACCUGUUUCGGGCUCUCUUCAUACGAUGCUUGUCUUUCCAACUUAUGAUUUGAUGGGGCAACAGUUAUUAGAUCAAGAGGUUGCUUACUUGUCCCCAAUGUUAGCUUUUAAUCUUAGUUUGCACAUAUCUUGCUUGAAAUCCUUUGUUCAUCGAGGGAAUGGGGUCUUAGAGAAGUAUUUUGAAGCUAAGUUUGACGAGGAGUUUAUUGAAAAAUCUGCGGUAGAUGAGUCAAGGAUUGGUUUGGAUUUGGAACCUGUGUCCGAAGUUCCAGGGUAUGCAUCACAUCUGAGAGUUUCUUUUGUUAAAAUCCCAGAGUGUGGUUCCAUUCAAUCCCUGAAAGUCAAUUCGUCGUUUGAAGCUGAAGAGCGACAAGGGUUAAUAGAUUCCGCAUUGCAUAAGUAUUUUGGAACUGAUAGACAUCUGUCAAGAGGCGAUAUAUUUCGCGUUUACAUUGACUGGAACUGUGGUUCAGGUAUAUGUAUUCCAUGUAGUCAAAGGUUGUGCUCAGAAGGCGAUGACUUUAUAUAUUUCAAGGUCGUUGCGAUGGAACCUUCUAAUGAGAGAUUUCUUCGAGUCAAUCAUUCCCAAACCGCCCUUGUCCUUGGAGGAACUGUCUCUUCUGGUCUUCCACCAGACUUGCUGGUUUCUAGAUCAAAGGUUCCUAUGCCCUUACAGGAGGACAUAGUAAAUAUUUUGGCAUCGGUGCUUUCGCCACCUCUCUGUCCAUCAGCACUCGCCUCAAAACUCAGGGUUGCUGUUUUAUUGCAUGGUCUUCCAGGGUGCGGGAAGAAAACUGUUGUUAACUAUGUUGCUAGGAGGUUGGGGCUGCAUGUAGUCGAAUAUAGCUGUCACAGUUUAUUAGCAUCAUCUGAGAGGAAAACAUCUACUGCGUUGGCCCAGACUUUUAAUAUGGCAAGAAGAUAUUCACCAACGAUACUUCUGCUCCGGCAUUUUGAUGUGUUUAAAAAUCUGGGCUCUCAGGAUGGCUCAAUGGGUGAUCGAGUUGGCGUGUCCUCUGAGAUUGCAUCAGUUAUUAGGGAACUCACCGAGCCAGUUUCUAAUGGUGAAUACAGUUCCAUGGAAGAACAUUCAGAUAGCAAUAUUUCUGUAGAAGUUGGAAAGUUUAGGGGACAUCAAGUGCUGUUGAUCGCAUCUGCUGAAAGUACUGAGGGUCUCUCUCCAACAAUCAGGCGUUGCUUCAGCCACGAAAUACGUAUGGGUUCUUUGAAUGACGAACAGAGAUCAGAGAUGCUGUCUCAGUCACUCCAAGGUGUUUCUCAACUCCUUAAUACCAGCUCAGACGAUUUUUUGAAAGGAAUGGUGGGACAGACUUCUGGCUUCCUUCCUCGGGACUUGCGUGCUCUUGUAGCUGAUGCUGGUGCCAACUUAUUCAUCAGUCAAGAGUCCGAGACCAAGAAAAUUAAUUACCUUUCAGAUAAUCUUAGUGGAGUUGAUGUAAUAGACCAGGCAAGCCAAUUAGGUAACAGCAGUGAGAGAUUAACAGGUGAGGAGGACUUUACUAAAGCUUUGGACAGAUCAAAGAAGCGAAAUGCAUCAGCCCUUGGUGCUCCUAAGGUUCCAAAUGUGAAAUGGGAUGAUGUUGGUGGGCUUGAGGAUGUGAAGACAUCGAUAUUGGACACAGUUCAAUUACCUCUCCUGCAUAAAGAUUUAUUUUCUUCUGGAUUGCGUAAACGUUCUGGUGUGCUUCUCUAUGGCCCUCCAGGAACAGGGAAAACUUUACUGGCGAAAGCUGUGGCGACAGAGUGCUCCCUAAAUUUCCUAAGUGUAAAAGGUCCAGAAUUGAUCAACAUGUAUAUUGGAGAGUCGGAGAAAAAUGUUCGAGAUAUAUUCGAAAAGGCGAGGUCAGCCCGGCCUUGUGUGAUCUUCUUUGAUGAGCUUGAUUCUCUUGCUCCAGCUCGAGGUGCUUCGGGUGAUUCUGGAGGAGUCAUGGAUCGAGUGGUCUCUCAGAUGCUUGCAGAGAUCGACGGACUCAGCGAUUCAUCCCAGGAUCUGUUUAUCAUAGGGGCAAGCAACAGACCUGACUUGAUUGAUCCAGCUCUUUUACGACCUGGCAGAUUCGACAAACUUCUAUAUGUUGGAGUCAAUGCUGAUGCAUCUUACAGAGAAAGGGUCCUUAAAGCACUUACUCGGAAAUUUAAGUUAAGCGAAGAUGUAUCUCUUUAUUCAGUAGCAAAGAAGUGUCCCUCUACAUUCACUGGCGCUGAUAUGUAUGCAUUGUGUGCUGAUGCUUGGUUUCAGGCAGCUAAGCGAAAGGUGUCAAAAUCAGAUUCAGGGGAUUUUCCUCCAGAAGAUGAUCCAGAUUCAGUUGUUGUAGAGUAUGUAGAUUUUAUAAAGGCAAUGGAUCAGCUCUCGCCAUCGCUCUCCGUAGCUGAGCUUAAGAAGUAUGAGACGCUUCGAGAUCAAUUUGAAGGCCGUUCGAGUUAAACCCUUAUCAUUAAGAACAGCAUUCAAAUGACAAUUACAACCCAAAUUAGCAUACAAAUUACCCGAGUUGAUGAAAUCUAUAGCCUGUAAUAGGAAAACCAUAACCCAUCAACCUCUUCUUAUACAGCGAUAUAAUAAACUCAAUUCCUUUGAAUAUAACAGUUAUCUUUGAAUCUAUGAUAUAUACAUUACAUAUU
Molecule: messenger RNA, 3189 nt
Organism: Camelina sativa (false flax)
Lineage: Eukaryota; Viridiplantae; Streptophyta; Magnoliopsida; Brassicales; Brassicaceae
Product: peroxisomal ATPase PEX6
Biological process (GO): protein import into peroxisome matrix
Cellular component (GO): cytosol; peroxisomal membrane
Molecular function (GO): ATP hydrolysis activity; ATP binding
Source: RefSeq, a predicted model, not a curated record